This is a messenger RNA of Sturnus vulgaris (Common starling), 3651 nucleotides long. It is a transcript of the gene ASTN1, whose product is annotated as astrotactin 1. Gene Ontology annotation, molecular function: protein binding. Gene Ontology annotation, biological process: neuron migration; neuron cell-cell adhesion. The record is from RefSeq and is a predicted model, not a curated record. Gene Ontology annotation, cellular component: membrane; endosome. NCBI's taxonomy places the organism in Eukaryota, Metazoa, Chordata, Aves, Passeriformes, Sturnidae.
AUGGCUUUGGCCGGGCUGUGCUCGCUGCUGGCCGGCUGCUGCCUGGCCGCGGGCAGCGGCCCCGCCGAGGCGGCGGCGGAGGCGGCGGCCAAGGAGCUGGAGUGCAAGCUGAAGAGCAUCACGGUGUCUGCGCUGCCCUUCCUGCGGGAGAACGACCUCAGCAUCAUGCACGGCCCCUCGGCCGCCGAGCCCAAGCUGCUCUUCUCGGUCCGCAACGAUUUCCCCGGCGAGAUGGUGGUGGUGGAUGACCUGGAGAACACGGAGCUGCCCUACUUCGUGCUGGAGAUCUCAGGCAACACGGAUGACAUCCCACUGGUGCGCUGGCGGCAGCAGUGGCUGGAGAAUGGCACGUUGCUCUUCCACAUCCACCACCAAGACGGGACCCCCAACCUGCCUGGCUUCGACCCCACAGAGGAGCCCCAGACUGAGUCUGCAGAGGAGGAGCUGAGGAUCCUCCACAUCUCUGUCAUGGGAGGGAUGAUUGCCCUGCUGCUCUCCAUCCUCUGCCUGGUGAUGAUCCUCUACACCCGCCGGCGAUGGUGCAAGCGGCGCCGGGUGCCGCAGCCCCAGAAGAGCGCCAGCGCCGAGGCGGCCAACGAGAUCCACUACAUCCCAUCCGUGCUGAUCGGGGGCCACGGGCGGGAGAGCCUGCGCAACGCCCGCGUGCAGGGCCACAACUCCAGCGGGACGCUCAGCAUCCGCGAGACGCCCAUCCUGGACGGCUACGAGUACGACAUCACCGACCUGCGGCACCACCUCCAGCGCGAGUGCAUGAACGGCGGAGAGGACUUCGCCAGCCAGGUCACCCGCACCCUGGACUCACUGCAGGGCUGCAAUGAGAAGGCCAGCAUGGACCUCACACCAGGGAGCGAUAAUGCCAAGCUGUCCCUGAUGAACAAGUACAAGGACAACAUCAUUGCCACCAGCCCCGUGGACUCGAACCACCAGCAGGCCACGCUGCUGUCCCACACCUCCAGCAGCCAGCGCAAGCGCAUUAACAACAAAGCGCGAGCUGGCUCAGCCUUUCUCAACCCCGAGGGGGACUCAGGGACAGAGGCAGACACCGAUCCCCAGCUGACCUUCUACACGGACCCAUCACGGAGCCGGAGGCGCAGCCGAGUGGGGUCCCCCCGAAGCCCUGUGAACAAGACGACGCUGACCCUCAUCAGUGUGACGAGCUGUGUCAUCAGUCUGGUGUGCUCUUCCCACAUGAACUGCCCCCUUGUUGUCAAGAUCACCCUCCAUGUCCCUGAGCACCUGAUUGCUGAUGGAAGCCGGUUCAUCCUGCUGGAGGGGAGCCAGCUGGAUGCCAGUGACUGGCUGAACCCAGCACAGGUUGUCCUCUUCUCCCAGCAAAACUCCAGUGGGCCCUGGGCCCUGGACCUCUGUGCUCGGCGCCUCCUCGACCCCUGUGAGCAUCAGUGUGACCCUGAGACUGGGGAAUGUCUCUGCUAUGAAGGUUAUAUGAAGGACCCUGUGCACAAGCACCUCUGCAUCCGGAACGAGUGGGGAACAAACCAGGGGCCUUGGCCAUACACCAUCUUCCAGCGUGGCUUUGACUUGGUGCUGGGUGAGCAGCCCUCUGACAAGAUUUUUCGGUUCACCUACACUUUAGGGGAGGGCAUGUGGCUACCCCUGAGCAAGAGCUUCGUCAUCCCACCAGCCGAACUGGCCAUCAACCCCUCAGCCAAGUGCAAGACUGACAUGACGGUGAUGGAGGAUGCAGUGGAGGUCAGGGAAGAGCUGAUGACCUCAUCCUCCUUCGACAGCCUGGAGGUCCUUCUUGACUCCUUUGGCCCUGUUCGUGACUGCUCCCGGGACAACGGGGGCUGCAGCAAGAACUUCCGCUGCAUCUCAGACCGCAAGCUGGAUUCCACAGGCUGUGUGUGCCCAACGGGCCUGAGCCCCAUGAAGGACGGCACCGGCUGCUAUGACCGUCAUGUCGGCGUGGACUGCUCCGAUGGCUUCAACGGGGGCUGUGAGCAGCUGUGCCUGCAGCAGAUGGUCCCCCUGCCUGAAGACCCCCUGCUCUACAACAUCCUCAUGUUCUGUGGGUGCAUUGAGGACUACAAGCUGGGCAUGGAUGGACGGUCGUGCCAGCUGAUCUCGGAGUCGUGCCCUGAGGUGGGGGACUGCGGCGAGCCCCGCGAGCUGCCCAUGAACCAGACACUCUUUGGGGAGAUCUUCUAUGGUUACAACAACCACUCCAAGGAGGUCGCACCGGGGCAGGUGCUCAAAGGGACAUUCAGGCAGAACAACUUUGCCCGGGGCCUGGAGCAGCAGCUGCCGGAUGGGCUGGUGGUGGCCACAGUGCCUUUGGAGAACCAGUGCCAAGAGGAGCUCUCUGACCCCGUGCCUGACCCCGAGUUCCUCACUGGGAUGGUGAACUUCAGCGAGGUGUCCGGGUAUCCCCUUCUGCAGCACUGGAAGGUGCAGUCUGUUAUGUACCAUGUCCGGCUCAACCAGAUGACCAUCUCCCAGUCCUUCAGCAAUGCACUCCAUUCUCUGGAUGGAGCCACCUCCCGUGGAGAUUUUGUGGCACUGCUGGACCAGUUUGGCAACCACUACAUCCAAGAGGCAGUGUACGGCUUUGAGGAGUCCUGCUCCAUCUGGUAUCCCAACAGGCAGGUCCAGCGGCAGCUCUGGCUGGAGUAUGAGGACAUCAGCAAAGGCAACUCCCCUUCAGAUGAGUCCGAGGAGCGGGAGCGAGACCCCAAGGUGCUGACAUUCCCCGAGUACAUUGCCAGCCUCUCCGAGUCUGGCACCAAGCGCGUGGCAGCUGGCGUGCGGAUGGAGUGCCAGAGCCGCGGGCGCUGCCCCCCCUCCUGCCCGCUCUGCCACGUUGCCUCCAGCCCCGACGUGCCAGCCGAGCCCAUCCUGCUGGAGGUCACCAAGGCAGCCCCCCUCUACGAGCUGGUCACCAACAACCAGACCCAGCGGCUCCUGCAGGAGGCCACCAUGAGCUUGCUAUGGUGCUCAGGCAGUGGGGAUGUCAUCGAGGACUGGUGUCGCUGUGACUCGAGUGCCUUUGGGGCUGAUGGGCUGCCCACCUGUGCACCUCUCCCCCACCCAAUCCUGCGUCUCUCCACUGUACAUGAGCCCAGCAGCACACUGGUGGUACUGGAGUGGGGCCACUCAGAGCCCCCCAUUGGGGUGCAGAUCGUGGACUACCUCCUCCGUCAAGAGAAAGUCACUGACAGAACAGACCACUCCAAGGUGGAGACAGAGACAGUGCUGAGCUUCGUGGAUGACAUCAUCUCUGGUGCCAAGUCACCCUGUGCCAUGCCAGCCCAAGUGCCUGACAGACUCUCCUCCACCAUCUCCCUCAUCAUCCGCUGCUUGGAGCCUGACACCACCUACAUGUUCACACUCUGGGGAGUUGACAACACAGGAAGACGUUCCAGGUCAAGUGAUGUGACAGUCAAGACGCCCUGCCCUGUGGUAGAUGAUGUGAAAGCUCAAGAAAUUGCAGACAAGAUCUACAACCUCUUCAAUGGCUACACGAGUGGCAAGGAGCAGCAGACAGCCUACAACACUCUGCUGGACCUGGGCUCCCCCAGUCUCCACCGAGUCCUUUACCACUACAACCAGCACUAUGAGAGCUUUGGGGAGUUCACCUGGCGCUGUGAAGAUGAGCUGGGGCCCAGGUAG